This is a messenger RNA of Cryptotermes secundus, 4015 nucleotides long. RefSeq lists its product as uncharacterized. Bases 251 to 3430 code for a protein of 1059 amino acids. The transcript has 14 exons. Gene Ontology annotation, molecular function: inositol-polyphosphate 5-phosphatase activity. The record is from RefSeq and is a predicted model, not a curated record. Lineage: Eukaryota; Metazoa; Arthropoda; Insecta; Blattodea; Kalotermitidae. Gene Ontology annotation, biological process: phosphatidylinositol dephosphorylation.
CGUCUGUUACAGUAGGCGUGGCUUGUAGCGCCGAAGCACCGAAGAGCUCGAAGACCGCCUAGGAUUCAUAGGAGCUUUAAAGCGGAGAAAUUGUGUCGCGACGCAUAUUCGAAAAAGUAAAGAGAGUCUUUGUUGCUGAAGUGUUCUAUGAGUAUGUGACGGAGUAGUGCAGCGUAAGGAGUGUUCUGAAAAAUAAGAGCCCCAGGCCCUGUGAAAUGCACUGCCAGAGUUAAAAUUAGAGCUGAGAAUUAUGGCGGGGAGAAGUCCACCAGUAUUGUUGGUUACUGCAAAUGUGGGUUCUAUUUUUGAAGAUCCCUCUGUGAUGUUAAAAAUAUGGACUGAAGAAUUUUUGUCUACAGUAUCAAGACUGGAUCCAAAAUUCAUAGCUUUACAUUGCCAGGAGGUUGGAGGGAAGAACUAUGAACGCAGUAUGAACCAUGUGGAGUAUUUUGUUAGAUUGCUCAUGUCAAGUGAAGAGCUUAGAUUAUUUGACAAAGUACGAGUGUACCUAGAUGAAGAUUAUUCUUCUGCUGAAAACUUCACUGCAUUGGGCAAUUUCUACUUUAUACAUGAAUCUCUGACAGAUGUGUUGAUAUGGGACUUCUCAGCAAUGAGUUUUGUACCUGCUAAAGGAAAGGAGGUCCACUCUGGGAAUAUUGAAGCUGUCAGCACAAAAGAGAAGUCAAAAUUUCCUCAAAACUUCUUCCCAGAGUGUAAAUGGUCUCGGAAAGGUUUCCUUCGUACAAGAUGGAGUCUCUGUGGAUCAGUAUUUGACCUCAUUAAUAUUCAUUUAUUCCAUGAUGCAUCUAAUUUCAUUGCCAUGGAAUCGUUCCCUUCAGUUUACUGCAAGAACCGUCGACGUGCUCUGGAACACACGCUGGAUAGGUUUCAUAAUGAUGACUAUGGAACAGCUCCGUUCUUUGUCUUUGGUGACUUUAACUUCAGGACAGACACACAAGGAGUUGUCAAAAAAUUAGCAGAAGGUUUGAACCCAGUUAGGCUACAGAGUAAUAAAAGUACUGAUCACACGAAACUGCAGUACCGUGAUGGGAUAAGCCAGGUAAUCCUUUCUGUGGGGAAGAAAGAAUUCAGUCAUCAAAACCACCAAACUGUGUUCAUAGAAGAAAAUGGAAAAUGGCUAAAGGAGUUUGAUCGUGAGCUUGAACCUUUUGCUGAUCGAUUGUAUGAGUUUCCCAUUACUUUCCAACCAAGUUAUCCGUUUGAAGAGGAUAGGAAAGGAGCAAAAUGUUACAUGCAGACUCGAUGUCCGUCCUGGUGUGACCGUAUCCUGCUUAGCAAGUCUGCAAAAUCUCUAGUCAGCAAUGUAGAUGAACCUGGUAGUGUUCAGUAUGGGCUAAUGGGAACAAGCACUUGCAUGGGUGACCACAAGCCAGUGUACUUGAAGGUGAGCCUGAAGUCAGAUGCAGGUAUGAUUCCUUGUGACUGCAGCAGUGAAUCUUCUCCAUGCUUUGGCCUGUCCUUGCCUGUUGAUGCACGUGUUUCACCCCCUCAGUGGCCAAAGAGUCGCAGCCAACAUGGCAGCAGAUUAGAUCCUGCUGCCCUCUCUUCCAUGCUGCUUGCUGCUCGUUGCACGACAGUUAGUCCUGUUGCUACUGGAAGUGACAGUCAUCUGUUACUGCCACCCUCAGCGCACGCUUCAUUGUUGCAUGACCCUUAUACUCCUGAGAGCAUGGAGACCCCCUCAUCCUCUCCCACUCCUUCCAUCAUAUCUCAGUUUGAAUUUCCAGAUGAGUGCGAACGAAAAAAUGAUACAGAUUUAAUGUUGUAUGAAUCAGUACCGCAGAGCACGGAAGACAAAGUAUGCAGCUGGAAUUUUGUAGUGGAUACUGUGGAGCGUCCUGACGGUCCAGAUGAAGAGGAAUGUGGAGGUGACCAAAAUGAAUGCAGUAAUGAAAUUAGGAAGAUUAUGAGACCAGACAUUCAGGAAAUUUAUGAAUAUUAUUCUGGACCCCAAAAUGAAACCUUAUUGCUCACUGAAAAAUACCCAUCUGGCGGUUAUAGGAGGAUAGCUUUUACCUCCUCUGGUAUGGAGGAUAUGCCAGUGGAAAACUUGGCUAAGGACAGGGACUCACUUUACAAUGUUUGUAUGUCUUCUGAAGAUGAAGUUAAUGAACAAGAAUUGAAUAGCUCUGAUCUAAAUAGCACCGUACAAUUUCAGGUACCUGAUAUAAUUGAAGAUAAGUGUGAGUCAUGUUCGAGCUUGAGUGAAUGUUCCGUUUCAUGUAGCAUGUCUGAAAUGGAAGUUCAGUCAAUGAAGGCUCCAGUAACAAAAAGAGGAUGUUUUUGUGCCAGUGAUGUACACAACAACAACAACAACAAUAAACUUGUUGCUCACUGUGCAGAUGCAGAACUUGCAGACACCAACCCGUUGACGUUAUAUUGUGUUGCAGAAACAGUACAGAGCAGUUCUCAGGUAAAAGGCAGUAAUAAAUCAGUUCAAAGUAUUUCAGGUUUUCCUUCAGAAGAACAAGAUUUUCCAGUGUUACAGCAAGGUGAUAAUGAUGUUGAUACUCAAGUUCUAAAACCAGAUGUCCCUGUUUUUUUAUUAGGAGCAGAUUUAAAAUCAGGUAAGCAGGUGGAAGUGUCACAGAAUGCUGCUUUAUUGUGUUCUGGAAGCUCUGCCAUUACAAAUCCUGGAGUGAUGAAUGUUCGGUCAGCAUUAAAUAUAAAGAGCCAUACUGAGAGAACUCUCCCAGAUUCCUCCCAGGAAAUGCAGUCGUGCAGUUCUCAGUGUAACAGAUCAGCAGAAACGGGUCAUUCUCUCAGAUAUGAAAUGUCAAGUCCAGGUUCUAAUUAUACAGUUACCACUGAUAUCCAAACUACAAUUGAGUGUCAAUUCAGUGAAUUUGAUUCCAGCAGUAAAACGAGGUUUCUUUUACCAACUAAAAAUUAUUUUUCGUCCUCAGAGCCAGCCAGUUCUGUUGAAAGCCGCAAACUAAACAUUUGUAAGAACUGUAGAGAACAGGCCGUAAGACAGGCUUCCAAAGGUAGGAUAUUACCGUGUAAGAGAGUAUUUGAACUAAACACACUUCUGAACAAUGCAGUUUUCAAACUGAGCGGUAAUGCUGUCACAGCACAUGAUUGUUCUGUGAAAAAUCUCUUUCGUAGUGCUUCUGCUCCUAUCAGCUUCUGCUCAACCAGAACCAGGGAGAAAAAAAUCCCUUAUCUAUUAUUUAUGUCCCAUAGCUGUGGAGAUAUAACUACUGCAUACAGUAUUCAAGAUUUGGAAGUCUACUCUAAAAAUUGUGGUGAGAAAUCUGCCUUAAAGCAGGAACCAUAUACACAACAGGGUAGUUCCAUAUCAAAUGCACAUGGUUCUGUUAUUGAAGCUCCAGUCAGAUAUAAACGAAAAAGGAAAUGUGACCGAAAAUCAUCAGACAGAAAAUGUUUUACUUGCCUUUUGUUAUGAUCUCUAUAAUCAAUUGGUUACCAAACACUUUCUCGUGGUUUUAUCAGUUCGUAUGAAUCUCUUUAUGCAGUAUAUUCUGCAAAGUGUACCACUCCUGUCAUGUACCUCAUUUUAAUUUGAACCUACUCUUUUGUUUUUGUUUUUUGUUGUAUGGUGUAAGCUUGCAAAACCAAAGCUUUGAAUUAUCUUUUAUAUGUGUAGUAGUGUGACAUGAUUUUGAAAGACAGUUCUAGAGGUGUGUAUGUGUAUACAUGUCAAUAUAAUUCUUUACCGUUAUAGCAAAAAUUUUAUGUUAAAGUUAGAAGUUGUUGUAAUAGUCAUAUUCUUAACAGUUGCUUUGUAUUUUGUUGUUUUAUGGCAUGAACUUGGUGUUUCCAUCUGUGAUCCUAGUUUUAGUAUUGUACUGCUAUGAGUGGUCAGUUAAUUUUGAAGGUGAUGACAUUAUUAAACCUCUUGGUGGAAUGUCUUUCUUUUAACAGACAUCCUCGCUGUAUGCAUCAGCUGUGACUUUAUUGAACAUGCGCGGAAGUUUUAUGUUGAUCUGUCAUUGUUGGUUAUUAUAAAAUACAGGUAUUUCUAAAUGGA